Echinostoma caproni is the source of this 249-nucleotide messenger RNA. The record is from the annotation of a GenBank genome assembly. NCBI's taxonomy places the organism in Eukaryota, Metazoa, Platyhelminthes, Trematoda, Plagiorchiida, Echinostomatidae.
AUGACCUGCAAGGACAGAGUUGGCAUUCACACUACAGCCGCAGCAGAUGAGAUAAGUGGCGCAACCCAGCGGUCUGUACUUGGCCCAGUGCUAUUCCUCAUGUUUAUCAACGACCUGCCCCCGAGUUUGCGGAACUCGUGCUACCUAUUUGCUGACGAUGUAAAGGUGGCCGGCGCAGACCUGGAUGAAGAUAUUGAGGCUAUGCUACCCUGGUCACAAAAGUGGAGCCUGCCAAAUGUCAACGGUUAG